Molecule: messenger RNA, 1544 nt
Organism: Mytilus trossulus (common blue mussel)
Lineage: Eukaryota; Metazoa; Mollusca; Bivalvia; Mytilida; Mytilidae
Exons: 2
Coding region: 90-1121 (343 amino acids)
Molecular function (GO): 2-oxoglutarate-dependent dioxygenase activity
Source: RefSeq, a predicted model, not a curated record
UAACCAAAUAACUGAUAAAUUUGUUAUAUACUGUAGUAGUGUGAGGCCACGGACAUACAAGUCACAGUGACCAUAGAUUAACAUCAAAGAUGUCAACUUUUCAGCUUCCAAUUAUCGAUUUAUCUAAAUCCAAAACAAAUCGAGAUGAACUAUCGAAACAGAUAAUUGAAGCCCUUGAAAAUGUCGGUUUUCUUUAUAUCGAUAAUGUAGAAGGCAUCGACUUUGCAAAAAUGUUUCAGUGUUGUAAGUGGUUCUUCAAACAGCCAAUAGAAAAGAAAAGAAAAAUCAUGCGAAACUUCUGGAAUCCAGAUAGUAAAAAUAUUUAUAGAGGAUAUUUUCCAGUUGUCGAAGGUGAACCAAGUAGAAAGGAAGGCUUUGAAUUUGGACGUGACGUUUCGUUAGAAAACAAAUCCAUCGAUCCGGAAAACUGGUUCUAUGAACGCACUCCAUGGCCGGAAGAAGAUGGAACAUUUCCAUUCAAGGAAUUUAUGCAGGCUCAAUACGAAGUUGUUCAUUCAGCGGCCAUGGAAAUUUUGCGUCUCACUGCAAAUGCACUUGGCGUGGAAGAAACAGCUUUUAUUCAUCUUUUUAAAGAAAAUCCUUGCAGCACGUUUCGCAUCAUGCACUACCCGCCAUGGGAUGGACCGCCACCAAAAAACGCGCGCAUCGAAGAUGGUAAGAUUCUGACAACACCUGACCAUUCUGACAGUAAUUUUCUUACACUUCUUUGUCUAUUCAAUUAUGAAGGAUUAGAAGUUGUUGGACCAGAUGGAAAUUGGAUACCGGUAGCGCCACGUGAAAAUAGUUUCGUUAUGAACAUCGGUGACCUAUUUUCUCGGAUGAUGAAUGGUCGAUUCAAAGCCACGCGACAUCGUGUGUUGGAUAUCGGAAUCGAUCGAUAUUCUGUUCCGUUCUUCCUUGAACCUGCAUAUGAAAGUGACAUUGGUGUUAAUUACAUGUCACAGUACAUAAAAGGCGGUCCGGAACAUAUUCCGGAAAAGUAUGGACAUUACAUGGUCAAUAUGGUCAAGUAUGUUCGCAAAUAUUUUGAAUACAAAGUCCUGCCAGACUUUGAAAAUGUGAAAGAAAAAUACUAUGGUAAGGGACAAAAAGACAUAUAAAGUAUAUGUGUUAUUGGUUGAGUAAAAGAAAAGUCAUUUAAAAGAAUUAUGAAAUGUAAAAGGGUUAAUUUAUAUAUACUGCUAGUUUUUCUCCUUAAACAUUUCUUGCACUAAAUUUCAAGCUUUUAACAUAUUAGAAAAACAAACACUUGAAUGUCAAAUACAAUUGUAAAGUUAUAAUUUAUAUACAUACAGUGACUAAAAUUGUUAUCCCUAUUAUAAAUAAAUAAAAAUGAUAAAAGUGAUCUGAUCUGGUGUUCGAACUAUGCACUUUCCAAACCAAAGCAGGUUCAAAUAGACUAGAGAAGACUACGUGUUCUUUCCUCAUUUGCAAAUAUGUACUUUUUAUAUCAUAUGUUCUAUCAUAUUUGCACAUUAUCAUAGAUAAAUUGUAUGACGGAUGAUUAAAUCAUGUCACAACAA